Molecule: messenger RNA, 812 nt
Organism: Chondrus crispus (carragheen)
Lineage: Eukaryota; Rhodophyta; Florideophyceae; Gigartinales; Gigartinaceae
Exons: 2
Coding region: 1-192 (63 amino acids)
Source: RefSeq, a predicted model, not a curated record
AUGCUCACCCGGCGCUUCGACCGAGCACAAGGAAUCACCCACAGACUCCACCCUCCGUCACCACAGAGCGCCGCCACGUGCGACCAACACGCGCGACAUGCGCGUGUAGACCCCUUCCGCGACAACUUGGUACCGUCUCGUUUUCGCAUUGCACGAACCCUUCCACUUAACCACUUUAUCACAUACCUGUGAAGCGGGGAUUCCCCGUCCGGUGCUUUUGAGGACCGUCUCACCUUGCUCCGACCCUUCUGGUCGCCCCGCCUAGGUUUAUAUUCGCGACCGCGUCGUUCACGACUUCAAGCUGGAUUUUGUACAUAUCUACUUCCACCAACGUGCCGAGAAUACCGGCGAUGGGCCAAACCACGUCGACACCGGAGCCGUCUUCGAAUGAGAAGCGCCUGAUUGCCGAGUACGACCGACUGGUUCGCCACGGCGAGUCCCCGCCGCCGUCAUCUUCGAGUCCAGACUUGGAGCGCAUGCUUUGGCAGCAUGAUUUAUCUCAUGCGGAGCGCAAGCAGUUGGAAGGUCGUUUAACUUCCCUUGCCUUGCGACUGGACGCAAUCGAACGAGCCAACAAGGCACGUGAGUUGGAAAAUAGGGCAAACGAACUCUAUGCAAGGAUUAUGGCAGGCCCGAAUGCACUCCCAGGAAACGUCAAGGGCGACAAGAGGAGGACUAGCUUGUUGGAUGAGGUGCGCGUGUGGGAAGAUGAAAUAGAUACGUCGAGGGAGGCAGAAGCUGGCACCAUGGGGAGCAGGCCAUAGGCGAGUUGGAUUCUCUAACUUAUAACUUGUAAAUAACUUGGAUGAUGG